Molecule: messenger RNA, 5409 nt
Organism: Haliotis rufescens (red abalone)
Lineage: Eukaryota; Metazoa; Mollusca; Gastropoda; Lepetellida; Haliotidae
Product: type-1 angiotensin II receptor-like
Exons: 2
Coding region: 3005-4198 (397 amino acids)
Biological process (GO): G protein-coupled receptor signaling pathway
Cellular component (GO): membrane
Molecular function (GO): G protein-coupled receptor activity
Source: RefSeq, a predicted model, not a curated record
CAGAACCCAGUAAUACACAUAAACUAGAAGAGUUGUACUGCUAAUGCUUUGCCAGAAAUUGUUGAAUAUCAUAAUGGCUUUGUAGAUAUAUAUAUAUAUAUAUGAAUGAACAAACCGCAUGUACAGUACUCUGUGUACCAUGGUGGAUCAUACUACUCUCUGUGUACCAUGGUGGAUCACACUACUCUGGGUACCAUGGUGGAUCACACUAUUCUCUGUGUACCAUGGUGGAUCACACUACUCUCUGUGUACCAUGGUGGAUCACACUACUCUCUGUGUACCAUGGUGGAUCAUACUACUCUCUGUGUACCAUGGUGGAUCACACUACUCUCUGUGUACCAUGGUGGAUCACACUACUCUGGGUACCAUGGUGGAUCACACUAUUCUCUGUGUACCAUGGUGGAUCACACUACUCUCUGUGUACCAUGGUGGAUCACACUACUCUCUGUGUACCAUGGUGGAUCACACUACUCUCUGGCUACCAUAAGGGAUCACACUAAUCUCUGUGUACCAUGGUGGAUCACACUACUCUCUGGGUACCAUGGUGGAUCACACUACUCUCUGUGUACCAUGGUGGAUCAUUAUACUCUGUGUACCAUGGUGGAUCACACUACUCUCUGGCUACCAUAAGGGAUCACACUAAUCUCUGUGUACCAUGGUGGAUCACACUACUCUCUGGCUACCAUGGUGGAUCACACUACUCUCUGGGUACCAUGGUGGAUCAUACUACUCUCUGUGUAACAUGGUGGAUCACACUACUUUCUGGCUACCAUAAGGGAUCACACUAAUCUCUGUGUACCAUGGUGGAUCACACUACUCUCUGGGUACCAUGGUGGAUCACACUACUCUCUGGGUACCAUGGUGGAUCAUACUACUCUCUGUGUAACAUGGUGGAUCACACUACUCUCUGGCUACCAUAAGGGAUCACACUAAUCUCUGUGUACCAUGGUGGAUCACACUACUCUCUGUGUACCAUGGUGGAUCACACUACUCUCUGGGUACCAUGGUGGAUCACACUACUCUCUGUGUACCAUGGUGGAUCAUAUUACUCUCUGUGUAACAUGGUGGAUCACACUACUCUCUGGCUACCAUAAGGGAUCACACUACUCUCUGUGUACCAUGGUGGAUCACACUACUCUCUGGCUACCAUAAGGGAUCACACUAAUCUCUGUGUACCAUGGUGGAUCACACUACUCUCUGUGUACCAUGGUGGAUCAUACUACUCUCUGUGUAACAUGGUGGAUCACACUACUCUCUGUGUACCAUGGUGGAUCACACUACUCUAUGUGUACCAUGGUGGAUCACACUACUCUCUGUGUACCAUGGUGGAUCAUACUACUCUCUGUGUACCAUGGUGGAUCACACUACUCUCUGUGUACCAUGGUGGAUCAUUAUACUCUGUGUACCAUGGUGGAUCACACUACUCUCUGGCUACCAUAAGGGAUCACACUAAUCUCUGUGUACCAUGGUGGAUCACACUACUCUCUGGCUACCAUGGUGGAUCACACUACUCUCUGGGUACCAUGGUGGAUCAUACUACUCUCUGUGUAACAUGGUGGAUCACACUACUUUCUGGCUACCAUAAGGGAUCACACUAAUCUCUGUGUACCAUGGUGGAUCACACUACUCUCUGGGUACCAUGGUGGAUCACACUACUCUCUGGGUACCAUGGUGGAUCAUACUACUCUCUGUGUAACAUGGUGGAUCACACUACUCUCUGGCUACCAUAAGGGAUCACACUAAUCUCUGUGUACCAUGGUGGAUCACACUACUCUCUGUGUACCAUGGUGGAUCACACUACUCUCUGGGUACCAUGGUGGAUCACACUACUCUCUGUGUACCAUGGUGGAUCAUAUUACUCUCUGUGUAACAUGGUGGAUCACACUACUCUCUGGCUACCAUAAGGGAUCACACUACUCUCUGUGUACCAUGGUGGAUCACACUACUCUCUGGCUACCAUAAGGGAUCACACUAAUCUCUGUGUACCAUGGUGGAUCACACUACUCUCUGUGUACCAUGGUGGAUCAUACUACUCUCUGUGUAACAUGGUGGAUCACACUACUCUCUGUGUACCAUGGUGGAUCACACUACUCUAUGUGUACCAUGGUGGAUCACACUACUCUCUGUGUACCAUGGUGGAUCAUACUACUCUCUGUGUACCAUGGUGGAUCACACUACUCUCUGUGUACCAUGGUGGAUCACACUAAUCUCUGUGUACCAUGGUGGAUCACACUACUCUCUGGGUACCAUGGUGGAUCACACUACUCUCUGUGUACCAUGGUAGAUCACACUACUCUCUGUGUACCAUGGUGGAUCACACUACUCUCUAUGUACCAUGGUGGAUCACACUACUCUCUGUGUACCAUGGUGGAUCACACUACUCUUUAUGUACCAUGGUGGAUCACACUACUCUCUGUGUACCAUGGUGGAUCACACUACUCUCUGUGUACCAUGGUGGAUCACACUACUCUAUGUGUAACAUGGUGGAUCACAGUACUUUCAUAAAACUGAAAACAUGCAACUGACUGAAGAGAUUGAUACUCAAUACAGAUACACCUUUAGUAAGUCAUUAUUUAAACCGCAGCAACUGCAUCUUUAUCAUUUCCAGUUGUCAAAGUUAAAGCAUAUUUUAUAUAUAAGGAGCAAUACAAACAUCCUUAAAGCUGGUGAUGAGAAAAGACUGCUAUAUGGCCCCUUCAUCUGGGGAGUCAGUGCUGGAGCUGGAUCAAUAGCAAAUAGAGAGCUAUAACAACAACUGCACUGUCAUACUGCUGGUCAUGUCUCUGAGUGUUCCCCAGCACAACAUGGUGGCUGAUACGUGGGACAGACAGAUAACUAUCAUGUCACCAAGUAUAUAGCUGUGCCCAGUGGUGGCAGAGAAAACAGGAUCAGGAGCUGCAAGUCUGCCAGAUGGAUGACAGGAUACACAGCUCACAGACUGCGUGGCUGUUAGCAAGACAGAAGAUUGCUGGAUCCUAGCCUACCACAGAGUGGUCUGUUCACCAUGAGCACGCCCAUUCCUGUAGCCAAUGAACAUGCGUCUGUACUGCUGAAGGUUGGGGGUGUGAAUCUGACAAGCAGCGUUGAGGACGAUGGCAGUGUGACGAAGGACUGGCAGCUUAUUGAUUCUUCGGUGAGUCCCGAUACGGUAACCAGCCUUGCAGAGCUGCUGCUGUCCGAACCUGACUUCAGGAUGUCGGAGCAGCUCCAUCGGUACCUUACUCCUGUGCUCAUCAUCAUUGGAAACUUUAGUAAUCUGUUGGCACUUCUUGUUUUGAGGAGAAAAAACUUGAGGCAACAUUCAGCAUGUUUUUAUAUGUCUGCGUAUGCUGUUGCCAACUUGUUGGUACUAAACUUGGUGUCUGGAGUAGCCUGGUUAUGUUACAUUCUACAGAAGCCAUAUAUAGCAACGCUCAGUGACUGGGGAUGUGGACUGUGGACAUUCAUGGCCAAUGUCAUGAUAUACAGUGGGAUAUGGUUUGUGGUAGCAAUGACUAUUGACCGCUAUGUUUUACUUUGCUAUCCAAACAAGGCACUGACAAUGUGCACAGUGUUUACAGCAAAGGUCUCUUCAGUGUUCAUCAUGAUAGGUCUGGUUGUCAUCAGUGUGCAUGCAAUGUGGACAUACCAACUGCAGGAACAUGGCUGUUUCAUCCCCUAUCACAUGAAGGACCUGCAUAUCCUCAUCUGGCCCUGGAUGUCGGCUACUUUCUACUCCUAUCUGCCACUACUGCUUCUCUUCCACCUUAACAUCUGCCUGAUGGUAUCACUGUGCCUAAAACGCCAUCGCUUACGCCGCACUAUUCAAGCUGAUGGUGGUGAUGACUUUAUUGUCAUCACUCUCAUCAUUUCCAUGUCCUUCUUUGCAUUGGCUGUUCCUGCCACCAUCAUCAACCUCAUCGAUAUCCAUGCUCCAAGCUCCUGGCUGAAUGCAAAGCUUAUUGCUCAGAUAGAACUCACAAAGAAAGUUACAGGAUUUCUCUCAGCAACUAAUCAGGCAGUAUUGGGAUAUCUUCUCCUUAUUUGCUCAAAAACUUUUCGCUCAGAGUUUGCUCAGUUUUUCAAAGACCUGACCAUAAAACGAAGGCCAAAAGUAUAUGAAAUGAGAAAUAUGAGUGGCAAUGAUGAUUCCAAUAGGAUCCAUGUUGAGUAUGAAAUCUGCAGUGAUGGAAGCCGAGCUAUCACCACAACGUUAUGAAAGUCUCUUACACCUCCUGGAACUUCAUAACAGCAUUCAAACAAACAUCCAUGGCAUUGUACAGUGUUGGAAUGUGUCAAACAUAAGGAAUACAAUCAUGUGCUCCGUGACUGUGUGGCUGGCUCCCAAUGCUGGCCACAGGAAGUGGGAUGAUGACCUGGUGUGGCCGGAUCAGCACAGGUGUGUAUCAGUAUGAUAGCGGCAAGCAUUAUAAAGACAUAAUUGCUGGUGCUAAAACUUUAAGUUGAAAAUCAACAGACUGAUGAGCAUCAACCUCUUAGAAAAACCUCAAAACUAAUUAGUGAAUUUGUCGAUCAAGAUCCAAUACAAAGAAGAUUCAUCACAUGCAUGCUAUGAAAAUGAAAGAAAUGCCUGUGGUAAAAUCAAUUAUUAUCAACACAUAGUGAUAAUUCUCCUAUCUAUAUCUCUCAGAAUAAGUAAUUGUGUUUGUACACACAAUCUGUAUUAAGACAUAUUUUCCUUGGAAAAUUGUAUGAUGCAUGUCUUAUGUCUUUCAUCAAAUGUUUUUGGUGUUGGGAAAUUAUGAUAUAUAUACAUCAAACACAUUUUGUCCUGAUAGGUUCAUCAUCCCUGUGAUUCCAUGAUAAUGCAUUUUAACAACUUUGUACUUCAGCUGCCAAUGUUUUCACAAAAUACAUGUACAGUAGAAAGCUUGGCCUAUAACAAAUCCUUUUGAAAUUCUUGAAGCUGAAUAACAUUUUUUAACUUAGGCCUGUUGGUUAAUUCAUCACUGAGAUCUACAACAACUUCACACGACUAAUGUCUGCACACAGCCUGUACAAUCCUGUUCUUACUCAAAUGAACUAAAAACUACCAUUUCUAUUAAUUGAUUUUAAAUACACACUUUAAAAGGUGGUAUGGGUGCUGAUAGCGGUUUACUGUUUAAACAAGUCAGCUCAACGUGAAACACAUUAUUUUCCUUUCAUUAUGAUAAAAAGGUUUAUCCAGAUGUGUUUUUUGCUGCCUUUACAAUAUGUGAUAAGCAUGAAACUCCCACAGCAAGCCCAGUAGAGGUGCAGUCCCACACAAUCAAUAUGGAGCUGAUGUGCCUUCCGCUCAACACAACUAACACAAGGAUUGCAAUUAACUGAUGCACUCCAACUUCUGUAUGGUAGACUUUUGUGUACAUAUUUUGUCUUAUGUGGGAAUUUGUCUCUCAGUCUGUGUAUUAAAUAAAUUCACACAUGUGA